Messenger RNA from Dromaius novaehollandiae (emu), 4777 nucleotides. It is a transcript of the gene ITGA4, whose product is annotated as integrin subunit alpha 4. The record is from RefSeq and is a predicted model, not a curated record. Bases 176 to 3262 code for a protein of 1028 amino acids. Gene Ontology annotation, molecular function: integrin binding. NCBI's taxonomy places the organism in Eukaryota, Metazoa, Chordata, Aves, Casuariiformes, Dromaiidae. Gene Ontology annotation, cellular component: integrin complex; external side of plasma membrane. The transcript has 28 exons. Gene Ontology annotation, biological process: cell-matrix adhesion; cell adhesion mediated by integrin; cell-cell adhesion.
GCGGGGGCGCCCCCACCCCCGGCCCUGCCCCGCCGCCAGCCGUCGCGGCGCAGGGCGCGGGCUGCCGCCGUCCCGGGGCGGGGGCUGGGCUCUGCCCUCUCUCCGAGCGCGGGGAGCAGGCAGCGGCGGGAAGGCAGCGGCGGGCGCCCGUCUCCCGCCCGGCCGGCCGGCAGCCAUGCGGAGCGGCAGCGGGGGCGCGGGCGCGGCGCGGGGGGCUGCCCGCUGGGCCGCCCCGCUGCUGCUGCUCUGGCACUGCCUGCCCGCGGCGCGGCCCUACAACCUGGACACGGAGCACCCGCUGCUCUUCCAGGGCGGCAACGGGACCCUCUUCGGCUACUCGGUCCUCCUGCACCGCCACGGCGAGGACAGCUGGCUCGUCGCGGGAGCCCCCCGAGCGAGCUGGCCUGCCAACAGCUCCGUGGCCAACCCCGGUGCCAUUUUCCGCUGCCGGAUCGGGAGGAACCCCCGCGGGCGGUGCGAGCAGCUCCAGCUGGGCAACCCAAGUGGAGAGCGCUGUGGAAAGACUUGUUUGGAAGAGCGUGAUAAUCAGUGGUUGGGUGUCAGCUUAUCAAGGCAGCCGAAAGAAAAUGGAUCUAUUGUUGCUUGUGGACAUAGAUGGAAAAAUAUCUUUUACAUAAAAAGUGAACACAAACUCCCUUAUGGUAUUUGUUUUGCCAUCUCUUCUGAUUUUCGAACUGAGCUGAGUAGAAGAAUAUGCCCAUGCUAUAUAGAUCACGUGCGAAAGUUUGGAGAAAACCAUGGGUCAUGCCAGGCUGGAAUGUCUAGUUUUUACAUUGAGGACUUAAUUAUAAUGGGAGCCCCGGGAUCGUUUUAUUGGACUGGUUCUAUUUUUGUAUACAAUACAACUGCAAAUACAAUCCAUGCUUAUGCAGAUUCAAAUAACCAAGUGAAAUUUGGCAGUUAUCUAGGAUACUCUGUUGGAGCUGGGCAUUUUUUGACGUCGGCUAGUACAGAAGUUAUUGGAGGGGCUCCCCAACAGGAGCAGACUGGUAAAGCAUACAUUUUUAGCAUUGAGAAGCAACUAAAUAUUCUAUUUGAACUAAAGGGUAAAAAGCUUGGUUCUUACUUUGGAGCUGCAGUUUGUGCUGUGGACCUGAAUUCAGAUGGCCUUUCAGACUUGCUAGUUGGUGCUCCAAUGCAAAGCACCAUUAGAGAAGAAGGAAGAGUUUAUGUUUACAUCAAUUCAGGUUCUGAGGCAAAGAUGGUAGAACUAGACCUAGAGCUCAGUGGGAGUGACUCAUAUGCAGCCAGGUUUGGAGAAUCCAUAGCCAAUCUAGGAGACAUUGACAAUGAUGGUUUUGAAGAUGUAGCAAUUGGGGCUCCGCAGGAAGAUAAUCUAAAAGGAGUUAUUUAUAUAUAUAAUGGCAGGGAAGAUGGAAUAACUCCAUCGUUUUCACAGAGAAUACAAGGACAUCAUGUCAGUAGUGCUUUAAGCAUGUUUGGACAAUCCAUAGCAAGUGGCAUUGAUGCAGAUAACAAUGGUUAUCAAGAUGUAGCAGUUGGUGCAUUUCUCUCCAAUUCUGCUGUGCUGCUGAGAACAAAACCGGUGAUAAUUGUUGAGGCUUCUUUAAAACACCCUGAUUCAAUAAAUCGAACUAAUUUAAACUGCAUGGAAAAUGACCAGCCUGCCACCUGUAUGAAUUUAAAGAUAUGCUUUACGUAUACAGGACGAGAGGUACCAGGCUAUAUUGUUUUGUUUUAUAAUCUGAGUGUGGAUGUGAACAGAAAAGUGGAUACACAAGCAAGAUUUUAUUUUUCUUCCAAUGGAACAUCUGAUACAACCUCUGGAAAUAUAAAGAUUUAUAGCAAGAACAUUGCCUGCAAAGAUCAUCCAGCAUUUAUGAGGAAAGAUGUAAGGGAUAUCUUGACUCCUAUACAUGUUGAAGCAAGUUAUCAUCUGGGGCAUCAUAUGCUACAGAAAAGAAGCAGCGAAGAAUUUUCACCACUUCAACCAGUUCUUCAAAGGAGAAAAGAAAAAGAUGUUAUAAAAAGCAAGUUCGUUUUUGCAAGGCUUUGCUCCCAAGAAAAUUGUUCUGCUGACUUGAGAGUUUCUGGAAAAGUUGCUUUUCCAAAGCCUAACGAUAAGAAAACGUAUCUCGCUGUUGGAAGUACGAAGACGUUGUUGUUGAAUGUUUCUCUCCUCAAUACUGGAGAUGAUGCAUAUGAAACUGUCCUCCACAUUCAAAUCCCUAAAGGUCUUUAUUUCAUCAGAGUUUUAGAACUGGAAGAAAAACAGAUACAUUGUGAUGUAUUAGAUAAAGAAAUUCAUGCAGUGAAACUUGAGUGCAGCAUUGGCUAUUUAUAUGUAGAUCAAAAAUCAAAGCUGGAUUUUAGUUUCUUCUUGGAUGCAAGCUCAUUUACCAGAGCAGAAGACGACCUCAACAUCAUCAUUAAUGCUACCUGUAAAAAUGAAGAUGUGAACACAUUGCUGGAUAACACUCUGACUUUAGCUGUGCCUCUAAAAUAUGAGAUUGAGUUAAAUGCUCAUGGAUUUGUUACACCAGCUUCAUUUGUUUAUGGAACAAAUGAGAAAGAUGCACCAGUUACUUGCAUGAAGGAGAACAUCAGCUUCACUUUCCAUGUUAUCAGUGCAGGACCAAGCAUGGCUCCAAAUAUAAACUUGGAGAUAAUGGUACCUAAUGCCUUUCCACCCAACAACUUCAAAUUAUUCAACUUGCUGGAUAUCAAGACAACUAUUGGACAAUGUUCCUAUAAUAAAUAUCCUAGAAGUUGUAAUGCAGCAGAGAAAAAUGAAAACAUAUUAAAGGAUCUUGUCACUUUCUUUUCAAAGCCUGAUAAGAGACAAAUGUACUGCAUGAAAAAUGACAGUCUUUGUUUACAAAUAUACUGCAAGCUUGGCAACAUGGAAAGUGGAAAAGAAGCAACUGUUCAGUUACAUCUGGAGGCUACUCCUUCACUUUUAGAAAUGGAUGAUGCAUCAGCAUUGAAGUUUGAAGUAAGAGCAACAGCAUCACCAGAAAAAAAUGGAAAAGUUAUUGAACUACGCAAGGACAAGCAAGCUGCAUAUGUAUACUUAGAAGGAGUGCACCACCAAAAGCCAAAAUACCGUGUUACUGUCCUGAUUAUUGGGAUAGGCUUAAUAGUUGGUGUUACCUUGUUCUUGCUUCUUUCAUUUAUAUUAUGGAAGAUUGGCUUCUUCAAAAGGCAAUACAAACCAGUCCCUCAAGACCAGAACAGAAGAGACAGCUGGAGUUUUACAAGUGGGAAUAAAGAGGACUAAAGAUGGCAAAUAAAAGCUCUUUUCAAAUGAAGAAUUUAAGGUUCAGGUUAAUUCACAUGAGGAACAUCAAUGACAAGAAAACUGGUUGUGAGCAUACUCGCUCUUAGAAAAUACAUUUUAUUUCCCUGACGUGUGUGGAAGACUACACCUUAAUGUACAGUUAUUUUUCUAACAUGAAAAUGUAAAACAGUUUUUCCAUUGAAGUCUUAAAGUAGUAUUUGAAAUGACAUAUAUCAUCUCUGGUUUCAGACAGACAGAAGAACACUAAAGAUAAAGAGAAGAAUAAAUACUUACCAGAAAGAAGAGUUCUUGCAAAGUGUUAAAACUUGUCCAAUCCUGGACAAUGAGAUCUCAACCAUAUUAGCACAAGUAAUUCUAUUAGUUUUCAAGUUGCAGUAAUCUUUUGAUUAGACAUUCAAGAAGAAAUCCUCCCUCAUCUUGCUUUGGCAAUUUAACAAGGGUAGAAAUAGCUUAAACAGAGAGGGAGACCAUAUGUAGAGUGCACACAUUUAGAAGACUGCUAUCAGAAGUUCUCUUGGCCUUCUGAAGGUAACAUCACAAGCUUUGGUUUCACAGGCACACCCAUGACUGCGGAGAUUUAGACACCCAGGCAAUCCAAAGCCAGUAAGGCUGUUAAGGAAAGUGGUAGAUUUAAAGCAGGGAAUUCUGUGUUGCAGCUUGGAGGUGCAGCACAGAAUCCUACCUCAAAUGUAGAGAAAGUAACUUCUUGGAGAUUAUAAUUUUUAGUCAUCUUUAGCAUAGUAUGUGCGAAAGUGGCAGAAUUAGUUGUUUCUGCCUUUCCUCAAAUAUCAGCGUCAUGAUGUUUUGGACUUCUUUAUUGAAAGCUUUCCAUGUGAGUUUUUUUUUUUUAAGCAAGUAUUUAUUUUUAUUUAUUUGAAGAUUUCUUUAUAAUGUUUAGCAUGGUAGUAUUUAGUACUGUUAUUCUUCCAGAACCUGAAACCCUUACUGGGCCAAAUUUUAUCUUUAGAUGUGCCACAAGCUACCUGAAAGUAUUUAAGUAAGUCAUUUGGAGAGCUAUCUUGGGUUCUUUGUAAGUGUUUUCAAAUAAUCAUCAUCCAAACUGGCAGCCACAGCAGCCACUCAGUGGAAAGGCAAAGGACUGAAUAGAAACAUGGUCCAAACCAUUGCUCUGCUAUUACAGGAAGUUUCUUCAGCUAGGUAAGUUUGCACUGCCACCUAGCUUUGGUGAAACAAUACAAGUAACAGGGAAAAAAAAUGGGUUUGUUCGCCAGUACAACUGGAGCAUGUACAGCUUCAUCAAUAACUGAAUUCAUUGCAACAGCAGCUUGAUCUAUGGCCUUUAUUGCCUUAUCUUUGAUGUCUUUCCAAAUUGUGUGGAGAAAUGAAUGUAAUAUAUGCAUACAUUUUGAAGCUGCAUCAUAUAGGAAUUAGCCUGUGACUCAAAAGCGAUACAGAGUGCCUUCAACAACCAGUUCUGCUAAUAGAGUAUAUCUGGUGCCAUAAAAGCCACAUUGUCCAAAGAUUCGAGGUAUC